Messenger RNA from Protopolystoma xenopodis, 372 nucleotides. Lineage: Eukaryota; Metazoa; Platyhelminthes; Monogenea; Polystomatidea; Polystomatidae. The record is from the annotation of a GenBank genome assembly.
AAUGAGGUGACUCCCGGAUGGAACGACCCUCCAAAUAUUGUCCAGUCAACUAAAGAGGCCGAUAGAAAAAGGCCAUCUCGGCCUCGAGCAUUUCAUUCUCUUGAUGGGAACCCCAAGUUUGUGAUAAAAUCGGGAGAUUCUCCUCAAAUUCCAUCAGCACCACUUGUGAAUUUAUUAACGCUUCCUUCGCAGACAGCUUUGCAGGAUUCUCAAAGUAACACCAGUUUGGCUGCUUUCAUCCCCUUUACCCCUAUUCCUUAUGUACCUCACACAAUGAAUCAAUCCUUUUUAAGCAAUCCAGGCCUGUUAUCAACCGAACCCCCAUCUUCGGGCGGAACAAGUUCUAAAGUGAUAUGGAAUAAUGGUCUUUAA